Portunus trituberculatus (swimming crab) is the source of this 1559-nucleotide messenger RNA. It is a transcript of the gene Apf, whose product is annotated as bis(5'-nucleosyl)-tetraphosphatase [asymmetrical]-like. Gene Ontology annotation, molecular function: bis(5'-nucleosyl)-tetraphosphatase (asymmetrical) activity. The transcript is spliced from 4 exons. NCBI's taxonomy places the organism in Eukaryota, Metazoa, Arthropoda, Malacostraca, Decapoda, Portunidae. The record is from RefSeq and is a predicted model, not a curated record. The coding region runs from base 149 to 580 and encodes 143 amino acids. Gene Ontology annotation, biological process: ATP biosynthetic process; AMP biosynthetic process.
UUUCCGGCCGCGUGGGACUCAGGCAUGUAGAUAGAAGCAAUAGAAGGAAGAAACAAAGGAGGAGGACGAAGAAGAAAGUAGAAAGGACAGCAGAAGAGGAGAAAGAGUCAAGCCACAAUAUUUAGCUAAGCCUCCCUUACAGAACAGCAUGAGUGGGGAGGUCAGAGCUGCUGGAUUGAUAAUUUUCCGCAGAGCCACAUCAGGAGUGGAGUACCUCCUGCUUCAGUCUUCUAGGAAGGAGGCACACUGGACACCACCCAAAGGCCAUGUGGAUCCUGGCGAAAAUGAACUGCAGGCUGCCUUUAGGGAAACGGAAGAGGAGGCAGGACUUCACGAGAAGGACAUCGGAGUAAUUGAAGGUUUUGAAAGUGUAUUGAAGUACAGAGUGAACAACAGACCCAAGACCGUGGUUUACUGGGCGGCUGAGCUGAAGAACACCACAGCAUCAGUAGUCUUGUCUGACGAGCAUGUGGAUUACCGCUGGGCUGGACUGGCAGAGGCAUGUGCUCUUGCUGCCUUCCCUGAGAUGGUGUCUUCCCUCCAGAAAUGUGAUACUUUUCUUCAAGAGUAUUUAAGCUAGUUAAUUUUAAUUAUUUAGUGAUAUUGGACUUGUUGUAAUGUAACCUUUUCACCGCAAUAUACCAUUCACACCACAAGCAGCAAUGCAAGAAAUUUCUAUAAGUAUCUACGAGGAGGGACUUGAAAGAAUAUAUUUUGCAAUUUGUAGCCAGUACAAUGUUUGGAAGUGACUGUAGAACAAGGAAAACAUCCCAAAGUUGUUAGUGAACAAGGAAAGAUGCAUCAAAUGGUACUGAAAGGAUUACAAGCCAAGGAGUCCCGAGAUGCACAGGUUUGAAUCCUGGCCACAGUUUGAGGUUAAGAAGGGCAUCCACUUGCAGUAAUAGUUCCCAAAUGCCAAGACCAAAGUCCAUCAUUAGGAGGCAGACUUGAACAAUGCCUACCACCACAAAAAGCAGUGGGACAAAACACAGCUGCUUGAGACCAACAACCUGUACCACGUUUACCAGUGAAUAGGAAGUUCUGCAUUUGAAGAGCUACUAACUAGUUAAGGGAAUAAUUGUCAGUGAGACCUGGUGUCUUGUUUUUAAGAAUCAUUUUAUUUUCAUUUCAUUUUCAUUUCAUGUUCAUUUUUGCUGCUGUAACAAAGUUAGGAACCUGUUUACAUUUUUUUUUUCUACAUGCAACCCUAGAAUAAUGUUGCUAUGACCAUCUUUGAGUUGAACAAGUAUCAAAUAAUGAUGAAAACAGUCAGUACAUUGGAUAACUAAUAAUUAAUGUGCAAGGAGUGUAUACAUCUAACAGUAUGAUUAAGAAUUCUGGCCAGGCCAGAGAGAUAGGUAGAGAUGAGCAAAGUUGUAUUAAUAUCUUUGUAAUGAUGCCAAACUUUCAGGCAGUGACUUGCCCUCCAGGUUGAGUAUUGUAAAACUGUGUUAAUGUACUUUUUGCCAUUCUUUUUUAUGAAUCUAGUCCAUGCAUACUUUACUGUUCUAAAUUUUAGCAAUCCUAAAAGUAGCAAAAUAAAAUGUGCCUUUGUUAAA